CGGAUUCUUUCCCUCUCCACCGCCACCCUACCGCCACAGCUAGGUAUAAUUGAGGUCUAAAAAAGUUUCCAAUGACCAUGUCGGCUCGAAGUAGUAAAGCCACAAAACCAGCAGCCAGCGGAAGAAUUACUAACUUCUUCAAGCCGGCUUCAUCUCAGACACUAAAUGCCGGUUCCCGUAACGAGUCCACAAGGCAGGCUGCUUCCCAGGAAGGUGUCACUCGUCGCCAGGGCUCGACAAGUUUUGAGGAGGAUCCAACUAUCAGCUCACCAACCAGACAGCUUUUGCGGGAGAGCUCCGUCUCAGACGCAUCGACUCAACCAUCGUCAAUGCCUAGAGACCAACCAGCUAAACGACAGCGAGUCGUACCAAGCUCUGAUGGUGAGGAGAGUGAAGAUUCCGAUGGUCUCGAAGACCUUGGAUCGAUGUUUCGCGCCCGAAAGCCGCCAGCGCAAACCCCGCAAAAAAAGAAAGAACCGGAUGGUAUUGUUUUGCGGUUGAGGAACGUUACUAUUCCGAAAAGACCUCCUGAGAUGCCGAAGCCUCAGACCUAUAAGUUUUCUCUUGAUAGGAUUAUUGAAGAGCGAGCCAAGAGAUCAUCACUUGGUGAUGAUAUAAUCAAGGCACGUAAAAUGUUCGAGGAUGCUCAAAAGGAGACCCCAGAUGGAGAAGGUAGGACUAGGCCUUCUGAGGAAGAAAUAGGGAGCAAGCUUGGGGAAGGGCAAGCGAGCAAACUCUUAGGUGCUCUUGAUAGGAAGGACGCUUGGAGGAUUGAGAAAUCAUGGCACUUUUUUGACGUAGACAAGGCACGCAUCCCUAAGAGCAGAGUUGCUUUCCCCUUAGAAAACUUGAAAAAGGGUUGGGAAACAGCGAACCUUGCAGAUAUUCGGGUGCGUCGAGAGACUCUUGUGUCGGGCUUUGUGCGUGACAUGAUGGAAAUCGGCGUCAAGUUUUCUGACAAAAUUCUCGAAUGGAUGUUUAUAGAGAUGGCUUUGGAGAGCAAUCAGGAUCUGUCGUUCGCAUACUACCAAACUCUUUGUUGCUUGUCAACGGAGGAACUCCUUCAUGCUUUAUCUAGCCACGGGCUGGUGCAUAUAUUUCAGCUUCUGGGCGGGAGGGAGGAUGCCCUUAACGUUGAUGCGCCUGUUCGUCUAGGGCGGUCAUCUAGAAAAGAUGACGUUCCUCUUGAUUACUGGAAUAUCCAGUUGGUAGUCAAGUAUAUUGGCAAGAUGGCUCAUGGAAUAUCUUCGGAUGAGGAAGUGUUUAAAGAAGCAUGCAAACUCCUAGGCCGCCUUGCGCUUGACACUCUAUCAAUUGGUCACAAUUUCAUCUCCACAAUCAACGACCCAGACAUCCGCUACAACCUCUUGACCACUCUCCCAUGCGUCACCCCGCGUGCCCAUCUCUUCCGCCGGAGGCUAGCCCUCGCAUACCUCUUCCAAGACCCCACCUACCUCAGUAAAGACUAUCCAGACCUCGUCCGGCUCCAGCGCUUCGCCCGACUCCUAAAAACCAGCCCGACCUUUGAAGUCAACAACGACACGGACUACGACGAGCUCCGCGCGACCAUAUGCAUCCUGGACAUCGCCAUCGAUGACGGCCCCACAUCCGGUGAACCUAACAUGAACGAUCUAGAGGUAGAUGUACUCGUGGAGAACUUUAGGAACAUGUUCUCCAAGAUUAGGGAUACGAAUGCGCAGAAUCUGUCGAGGACGGAGUCGAAGGACGUUAUCGAGAGGUUGAUGUUCAGGCUCAGGUUUGGCGUGAGGAAGAGGGAGAAGAUGAACCUUGUUGUUGACACCGCUUUUGGCACGGAGUGGGCCGGAAAGGGCGGGAAGACACAGACGAAGUUGAAGUUGAAACCGAAGGAGAAGAUGGAGGGGGAUGAUAUAGGGGAUGAGGGGGUGGAGGGGGCGGAGUAGCGACUAUUGGCAAUAUCAUAAUGUGUUUUGGUUCCCUCUUCCCCCGCACUUGAUGUAUUCUAGUACUCAUACCUGAGGCUUUCCCUUCUCUCCUUUCUUUCUCAAAGUUUCUUUCUUUCUUUCUUUCUCUUUUGACCUCAUUCCCUUACCAAAAUCUUGCGAAAAUAACUGGCGUUAUGACUUUUUUUCCCCUUCUCUCUUCCCUUUCGCUCAUUAGGAGGUCAAGUUACUGUAGCUACCUCAACACCAUUCCGUUCCUACCAUCUAUCCAUCGACCCAUCCAUCGAUCUAUAAUGCCUCACUAGUCCUAAUGUCCCAAGCCAAGACCGAACUUUUCAUGUCUCCGCAUCGCACCACGCAUCGACAGCACACCGCAUCACUCACCCUCUCACUCACUGGGAAUUGCAGGUAGAACAAUUUAAAUGCGUCUAACACAUAUUACAUACAUAACCACCCGGUCGUCCACCAUUCGAGUCCUUCAAUGAUUCGGCAAGUGCUGAGGUGCAAUAUCAAAGAGCAAGUUGAUCACUGGUGUUGUGUCCGGAAUAAUCUCAUCUCCGGUGAGGACCGGAUUGAUGGCGUCCGGGACAGGGUGCGGUACCGUACGGUAGUCCGGCUAUGGCGGUUUUAUCUGGGGUGUGGCGACGUGUGUGCGCUCACUGUCCUGUCCUCUGCUGUGCUGCGAUUUGGUACGGUGUGGUACUAGUAGAGAGAGCGGGUGUAUAAUGCGUAUCUCGUGGAUAUGGUGGAUACGCAAGGUCGGAGAUUCCGGAUAGGGGAUAAUCUCGGCAGGGUUAGCAUGGAUAAAUGGGCGGUGGGAGUCAUGCUCAGAAGCUCUAUCACGCUAUGCUACGGCACGGAGAGAAAGUGGGGAGAGGAGUGAAUGCGGAGUCAAUGUUUCGGCACCAUAUGUAUGGUAUAGGAAGAGCUAUAGAAAGAA
Messenger RNA from Tuber melanosporum (Perigord truffle), 2862 nucleotides. RefSeq lists its product as uncharacterized. Bases 78 to 1922 code for a protein of 614 amino acids. NCBI's taxonomy places the organism in Eukaryota, Fungi, Ascomycota, Pezizomycetes, Pezizales, Tuberaceae. The transcript has 7 exons. The record is from RefSeq and is a predicted model, not a curated record.